CGCGACGACCGCAUCUUCGCGCGGCUCCUCGACGAGGCCGCGGGCCUCGAGGGCUCGCCGCUCCUCGGCCCGGCCGUGCAGUCGCAGAUCCUCAAGUCCGAGGACCUCGCGGACGCCGUGGGCGAGGUGCUCGCCUGCCGCCUCGCGCGGGCGGCCUCGUGCAUCAUGCUGCCACGGGCCGAGCUCAAGGAGGCCUGCGUGCGCGCUCUGAGGGACGACCCGAGGGUCGGCGCGGACGUCACGGCGAUCCUCGCCAGGGACCCCGCGGCCAUCUCCUACCUGCAGUGCGUCAUGUUCUUCAAGGGCUUCCACGCGACGCAGGCCCAGCGCGUCUCCGCCGACUUCUGGCGCGGCGGCGACCUCACGUCGAAGCACGUCGCGCUCGCCAUCCAGAACCGCGUCUCCGAGCUCUGGGCCGUCGACAUCCACCCGGCCGCGUCGCUGGGCGGCGGCUUGUUGAUGGACCACGCCACGGGUAUUGUGAUCGGCGAGACGGCGGUGAUCGGCGACAACUGCACGAUCCUCCACUCGGUGACUUUGGGCGGCACGGGCAAGGACCGCGGCGACCGCCACCCCAAGGUCGGCGACCGCUGCACGCUCGGCGCGGGGGCGACCGUGCUGGGCAACAUCAGGGUCGGCGACGGCGCGACCGUCGGCUCCCAGGCCGUCGUGACCAAGGACGUGCCCACGGGCAUGACGGUCAUCGGC
Molecule: messenger RNA, 708 nt
Organism: Aureococcus anophagefferens
Lineage: Eukaryota; Pelagophyceae; Pelagomonadales; Pelagomonadaceae
Exons: 1
Cellular component (GO): cytoplasm; cytosol
Molecular function (GO): L-serine O-acetyltransferase activity
Source: RefSeq, a predicted model, not a curated record